This is a messenger RNA of Diachasma alloeum, 2631 nucleotides long. RefSeq lists its product as uncharacterized. Bases 134 to 2389 code for a protein of 751 amino acids. The record is from RefSeq and is a predicted model, not a curated record. The transcript has 4 exons. Lineage: Eukaryota; Metazoa; Arthropoda; Insecta; Hymenoptera; Braconidae.
AGGGAAAUCAGUCUGACUGUGUUCUUCAUCCUCGCGAGAUCCAAACAUGAGGAUAAACUUCGUGAAAUAAUUUGUUCAGCGUUCAUUUUUACUCUGGCUAUUCUAUCGACAAUAAUACGUCGCCCCAAUACCAAUGGCGCCUCGCAGACUCCCCAAGCGUCCCAGACAGAUCCGAGCAACCACAAAAGUCUUCCAUUCCCCCCCGGAAGUCCGAAAACCCUUGACGAAGAGUCCAAUCGACUCCAAAAUGACUAACGUCGUGAGAUCCCCCGAGUCCCUUCGUUUUGAGGGGCCAGAGCCCCUCUGCAUCAAAGAGUUGAGCCCCAAAAUCGUCCCCAGAACCCCAAAACUCAAGCUCAACCUCGACAUCCCCGAGGAAGAUCCCGAGGACGAUGUCAAUUACCCAAAAAACCAAAUGGCCAUUCUCGAACGAACGAUUUCCAUCGACAAAGUCUGCGACGAAGCAUCCUUUCUGCGAGAUCACGUGACCCCCCGCCAUUUUGUGAGCCCCGAAGGAGCGGCGCACCACAAAAUGGCGUCGUUAAACCCCCAUAAUGACCAAACAAGGGCAUUCAACACGGAAAACAAGAGAAACGAUGAAAUACUCGGCCACAUCUCGAUCUGUCCUCUUCCGACUGCCGAUUCCGAUCUCCAGAGGUACUUUGACGCCCCAGAGGCGGCCGGAAGUGACCUCAACAAGCUGAAGACGUUGAAAAUUUCACGAGAAGUGAAAGAACCAGAGGACGACGACAAAAUUGAGAGAUCGAGCUCAGUCGAGGCGAAUCGGCACUCGUUGAUUUCUUCCCUGACUUAUCAACUCUCUUCAGCUUCCAGCGAUCAUAACGACGAGUAUUUCAAGGGCGGGGAGAGGACACCGCAGUCAGACAAUAUUUCAAGACCAGGAAUCGAUGGAAGUGACGAGAAUUUAUCGAAUGGUCUUCAACAAAUGGCGAUCGUCUGUCAGACUGACGAUUUUUCUUCAAAGUCUUCGGUUGAGUCGAUCGACUCCCGGGUGAACCCUGGGAACGAGCGUUUUGAUUUGACGUUCAGGUCGUCGCCGCCCCCCAAGAGGUGCAGGACGACCUUGAAGUUUGAUGAGGUGAAGAUACCGACUGAGGAGAGGAGAAAGACUGGGGUUGGUGAUCUGAAAUGUGGGGUUGGAGGUCUUGAGGAGAUCGAGGAGUCCCAGGAGGGAUCGAAGGUCAGUUGGGAGAGUUCUCUGGGGUCUAGAGGAUCGGUGGCCGCGCCCAAGGUCGUCGAGUCCGGGUGCAAGACCAUUUGCGUGACGAUGGAGUCCAGUGAUCCUCAGGAAGACGGGGAGAACCACUCGAGGACUGAUAGCAAUAUUGUUGAAGCGCGGGGGCUCUGGGUGAGGAUCAGGGGGCGCUGGGCACCCCUGGAGAGGGUCCUGGCGGCCAUCGAGUGGAUUGGGAGGAAGGUCCUGGGGGCUUUGAAGAGGGCGUACAGAAUUGUCUUCAGGGGGGGUUUUGAUUCCAAGGAUGGGAGGGGGAAUUCCGCGGAGGGGGAGCUCGGGGAGGUCGUCGAGGUCGUCAGGAAGGAGAAUGAGAGGGUAGUUGUGGUGGUCUCGGAGAAGAUCCAUUGCCUCUCGAUGGAGUUGGUUAAGGCCUCUGUGACGAACCAAGAGAGUCUCUUAGCCUUGACCAAAGAUGUCGAGACAUUGAAAAACACAAACGAGCAGUUGCUGAGUUGCAACGAGACCCUGAGAACCGAAUUACGGGCGCUAGCGGAGGCUCUCGACACGUUCAAAUCGAAUUUGAAAAUUCCAGCAGCAGUUGGCCCUUCUAUUCCUCCACCGCCCCCGCCUCCACCUCCACCUCCCCCGAUGGGUGGACUCAUCGGUCCUCCACCUCCCCCACCCCCUCCCCCCUUGCCAUCGUUACUCCUGAAGACCCCGAGAACGCCGUUCACGUCGACGAAGAAAUCACCGGCGAGAAAAUGCUCAACUCCCCUGGAGGGCAGACCGUCCAUCACCGUCGAGGAUCUCCUCAAGGUCACCCUGAAGAAGGCGCCCCAGCCGCAAAAAGACCCGGCAAGAACCCCACUGACUGCCAAGGGCCCAGUGGUGUCCCUGGACAUGCUGAGAAGUGUUAAGCUCAAGUCUGCCAGGCGCAGAAGCGCUGAUAGCACGAAAUCCCCUCGCAGAGUUCAUCCCUACAAACCCAGGAACACUCAGAGUUUAACAUUGUCACCGAUAUCAGCGAGGGAACGCAGUCCUCUCCACCGAAUUCUUCGACAGGUCGAUGGGACUCGACGGGGACUCAGGAGAACGAUGAGCCCCACACGGAGCUCUCAGAGCGAUCACGAGGCCUCCAGGGAGGGCAGGGAAAUCGACGCCAGGUGCAACAGAUCCCACUCGGUCAUCACAUGAUGCAAUCGACGAAUUCUUUUAUCCACUGAAUUUAGGAUUAGGGAAAAUUGUACAUAAUAAUUAAUAAUUAAUGAUUACUAAUUAUUUAAAAAUGGAUUUAUGGAGACUAUCGGACUAUUUCAAUGACUGUUCUCGAUUAAUCUCUUGGCGACGACGAGAAUUUUAGUUAAUUUAUUCUUCGAAUGUUUGGAGACGUGGAUUUAUGAUUUUAUUAAAUGCCAGAAUUAUUUGGAAUGUGGAAA